GUCUAGGGGCCAUUUGCCGUUGUGCAAUUUCUCCCAGCGUCGAACUCCUUGUUUCUGCCGUGCUCAGGCACCUGGACUCCUUCGAUUCGUUGUCAACCUCUCACAAUCACCUUUUCCCCCCUGAUACAGCUUCGCUGUCCUUCGUCUGGCCGCUUCACUUCUUAUAACGUCUCACUAGGACCGUGGACUUGCCGGUUUUGUUCAGCAAUUGACAUCGUUCGGUCUUUGACGUGGGCCACCCUUAUUGGUCUCAUCGACGCUAACGGCCAAUCCACACCACCCCAGCAGUGCCAUCUCCGCCAACCGGUGUAGCUCUUUAAGAGCCUAGCAAGGAAGACAAGGACUCAACAGGAUCAUAAAUUACGGAACACCAGGAACGUGGCGUUUGACACCCGACGCUUUGUGGCCUGGUCCAUCACUCCGGCCAAUCCGGCGAGGCUUUUUCUCCCUGCUCGUCUGCCCAACUUCUUCCCGGCAACCAUCGACCUUCAACAAAAUCACGAACUUUCGAUGAUGUGGUCAAGCCCAGUCCAACAAUAACAACAAACGGCUUUUCUGUCGCUAGGCCCUUCGAUCCUGGCUCGUGCUGGACGAUCUCCUCACCCCUUGCCAUUUCACCAACCAAAAAAGCGCGCAAAAGUUUUCGAAGUCCGAUUCGCCUGUCCCUCUUCUGCAGCAUAUUUCAGGAUGGAAUAUCUUGGCUCGAAGCUCUGAGAUUGGUAGCUGGUGCAUCCGUUUACUUUGCAAACUGCAGGCGGGUCCCUGCGUGCGUGAAUCACCCCUUCGGAUUCGAUACUCUGUUGCUCCUCCAACAAGGAGCGACCUGGCUUCGUACGACCAGUGAGUUAGUUUGUCUCCGCCCUCGUGCCGUUUGAAAAUAUGUCAAAUCAACGAAACCCUGAUUGGGAGAUGCCUUCUCCUGCCACCACUCGCAACGGGAAACGCGGCCAAGGCCGACCUUCGUCAGACCUCCAGGCUCCUCCCUCCACGCGUGACGUGCAAUCGAACGGUGCAACACAGCUAUCGAAGUAUCUCUCGACCGGACAACACGCUCCGUUAUCAUCCACAAGUUCUGUGACUUCCUCCCGAGAGGCUUCUCCGAAUCGAGUGCCGCCUAGAAGUGUGAAUCCAAUAUCCGCAUCAAGGACCACUCCAAGAUCUCGCAGGAAUAGCCAGGAAUUGGGUCCAAGUCGAAAUUCAAGCUCUACUUCGAUCAAUCGAACCCAUUUGCCGGCUGCCCGUGAUUUGGAAAGCUAUCUUGUUGAUUCAAACAAACCACAUCUUCCACCGCCUACUACAGAUGCUUCGACAGACCUAUCCCAACCAAAUAAAUCAAACAUGCCUACAAAAUCGGGAGAUCCUCCAUUACAAUGGCCUAAAUUCCAUCGAAUAAAGUCACCACCUCCUGGUCUACCAGCCCGAAUUCCUUUGCAACGCACAAUCUCCCCCAGACGUGCAGACCAUGAUAACAUCUCCGCGAACACUGCAAGCAAGAGGCAUCCUGCGGGAAGCGAUAACAUAUUAUCUGCGGACAAGUGUCUUGAAGCACCAGAAGAUGCCCAAUUUCAGAAUCCUACCCGCGGCGUGGGCCGUGGAACCGCACCUGUCCUUGAAACAGUCCAGGAGGGUACGGUCCCAGGUCUCACUGCGAUUGACCCGCCGACUGGCGAAGAUCCCGGUGAAGCAGCUAAAGUUGUAAAACCCUCUGGGGACAGUGGCAGUGACAGCGGAGGUAAUAAAAGUGCCGGAUCGAAGACGGACAACAUACAAAAGCAUGGCCCUACUAAGCCUAGGUCUGACGAAGUCCUUGCGAAACGGUCGUUUACUUCGCUGAACUCUGUCCGUGGGAAAAUUGGAGAGUCUUCUAUGACAAAUAUGACUGUGGAGACGGAAACUGUCAGCUCUAUACCUCAAGUCUCACUCGGUGGAGGUGCUGGUGAGCGUGGUGGGCUGGGAAGGAAAGACGGCAGCGCCACAGUUCGACUACGUGCCAGCGAUGAGACUAUCCGACCGAGAAAAGAAAAGAAGAAAACUCGUAAACCAACUCUACCCACUGGAACAGCAUCGUCGAAAGCGGAUAUUUUCGAAGCCAAGGUAGCAAGCGCUGUUGAAGACGCAGACUCAUCGGACUCUGCGGAGACGUUUGUUUAUGAAUCAAACCCUCCUGACCCUCAUCCAUCCAGACAACACCGAUAUCAUUCUCGGACCCCAAGUGCGGCGUCCGCGGUUGGCCAGCUAGACCAGUACGGAAAUCGAAUGCGUCCUGGCGUCAGAGAUUCACUGCACGGUAUCACAGGGAAAAGAAGUAUGAAGUUUACAAAUACUUCCUAUAACACCAUGGAUGGUGAGGGCGAAGAUCGCUCUGCUGGUCGAGGCACCUCGAGAGGGCAUGGGCUGCAUACAGCACGCCACUAUCAUAUAGGGCGACAUGGAAGAAAUGGUGCCCAUCAGGGCGCAUUAGAUCAAUCAGCUUUCCAGCCGUCCCAAAACCCCAAGUCCUCUCGUCACUUUCUUGGUAAUGGUCGCAGUCGAAAGCUAAAAAAGGACGGAGACACUUACGGGUACGAUUUCGACGCUGAAGGCGCUGACGAUGAGCGGACUCCCUUAGUUGGUGCCAUUAGAGGUAUUCGGGGCCGUCAUGGGCGACGUUCAAACGGUUCUAGCCUCCGACAGAUGGAGUAUCUUGGACAGAGGCGAAUUGGAUUUUGGGCACGCUAUGGCGUGUGUGCCUUACUUUUAAUGCUGUUUUUUGUUCUCACCAGUGGAUCGACUUUAUUCAUCAUCGGUGCCACGCAGCCGCUUAAGAACGUUCGUGUGAGGGAAAUCCAAAACGUUCUAGCCUCAGAGCAGACAAUCAUGCUCGAUUUGGAUAUUGAAGCCGUUAACCCGAACUUAUUUGCGCUCACUAUCGACGAUAUGGACGUAAAUAUUUUCGCGAAAAGCAGAUACGUCGGCAGCGAUUCUUUUUGGAGAGACCGUGGACCUCAUCCAAAAAAAUUGCCUCGAACUACAGAGAGUAAGAAACGGGCGAUUAAUGCGAGAAAUCUGGAGAGCAGCAAGCGGGGACAUUCCUCGAAGGAUCUAGCCUCGAUCGCUACUGUCAACGUUACAGGUGGCGUUGACAAAGGAACCGAUCCAAUGCCAGACGAUGACGUUAGGGACCCGCAGACCAUGCUACUAGGUCGGAUUUUCCAUUUCGCCUCGCCAUUGACUUUCGAGCCGUCGCCUUGGAAACAUAUCGCAUCCAACUCCACUGGCCAGGUACGGUUGACAAAACCAGGAAACAAAACUGAGGAGGGAGGAUCAUUAAGAUGGGAGCGUGUUCUUCAGCACCCAUUUGAAUUGAUCGUCCGUGGAGUUGUGAAGUAUCAGUUGCCGUUGAGUUCCGGCACCAAGUCGGCUUCCAUAAGUUCCAAGAUCAAUGUCCUACCAGAUGAAGACAGUAACGGCGACAAAGAUGGCGAUGCUGAUGAUUCUCGAGACCAUGACGGCCAUACUCCAGAUGAUUCAGUGCACAUUGAGUGAUCAUCGAUGGCUAUCGUUCCUUCCGCCAGCGGCGGCCACGCUACUUAUACGGCUAUUAUGAGUCUCUUAAAUCAUUUGGACACCCGCCUUGAUCGUAUCCUCUUCCUAUUGAAGCCUCAAAGAACUUUUACCCCUUUCUUACGCUGAAUUCUUUACACAUGAUGCCCCCACUUGAUUGUGACAACAUUUAUUCAUUGACUUUUUAUUAGCACUCCCUUUUAUUCCUUGGGUAACUUUGAAAUUUUGCAACUGUGGAGCAUAGCGAUUCCUUUCCCCAUGGGGAUGGACGAGAACUACUCGUCACUUGGCUCAUAGCGCCCCUCUUGUUUUUGAUUUUUGGUGGGACUUCUCUUAGAUCUUGGACUUUUCUUACCCUAUACUUCCCUGUUUUAAUUUUACUCCCUUUGUGAGUCUUUAUCGUCAGAAAGGACUCAUCUUAACCCCGAAAGAGCCGAGAAGGAGGAAGAUAAACGAUACUAUCGCCUGUACUUUACUCUUCUCCAACCAAGGGAAAAAGUGAGGGGACGUUUCGUCUCCCUUUGAUUCUUUUAACGAAAGCGAUGCCAAUGCAAAUUACAACUAUAUAGACUGGAAAAAAGGCAGCGAGAUGCAAGUCUUGGGCCAGGACAGGGCGGAUUGGGUGCAAACGGAUUUGGAUUUCACUUUUUGAUCGUCUUUCACCCUUUUUCUUUUCUCUUCCGUUUUUCCUUUCUCUCUCUUAAUAUUGUUACACUAUUCUAUGUAUUUUUUUUUCCUUUUCCUUUCUUUCUUUUUUUCUUUUUUCUUUUUUUUUUUUUUCGGGGGGACCUUUUUUCUUUUUACUUCUAAUUUCCUUUUAAUUAUACCCCCUACAUACAUACCCACUGUCUUGCAUUUUAUGGGAUUUUACCAGGACAGUCUAGCCAUUCCCUUGCGAGAAAUGCACCAACGAAUUUCAUUUGUGUGAAGAAGGAAAAGUGAUGAAAUAAAACUACUUAAUGUGGAAUGUGUGAAGAAGAAGAAGAAAAAGAAAAAGGUUAAGUUGAGUAUGACAUUGUGUGCUGUGGGGAUGGCAGUGCAAUGAUAUUUUGGUUAUUGCUAUUGGCAGUGGAUAUCAAGAUACCACAGCACCGCAGGAGGCAUAUUGGAGGGGUUGAAUACACCAUUCUUACUCCAAGCUUAUUAUACAUUGGCAAGGCAUACAUCAUUAGGAAUAUAUGUCAAGCUAUCAUACCAACAUGCUUUAUAACAUUCGA
Molecule: messenger RNA, 4760 nt
Organism: Coccidioides posadasii C735 delta SOWgp
Lineage: Eukaryota; Fungi; Ascomycota; Eurotiomycetes; Onygenales; Onygenaceae
Biological process (GO): positive regulation of phosphatidylinositol biosynthetic process; vacuole inheritance; protein localization to vacuolar membrane
Cellular component (GO): PAS complex; fungal-type vacuole membrane
Source: RefSeq, a predicted model, not a curated record